AUGAUUCCAGACACCGAGGGCCGGGAAUAUCACAAGAAUACAAGAGGGUUUAGCUGGCCGAGCUAUCUAGGCCAGAUAAAGGAAUUCCUGUCCGUGCCCAGGUCCUAAAAUUCAUCGUUCAGCCACUAUUCUCUACUAUACUUUUCAGAUCGACUAUCCAUUCCAGUCCACUUCAUAUACCUUCCGCCAUGGCAUCCUCCGACGAUCAGUGCGAGGUACCCGAGCUGCUUACCCGCUUCACUAGCUGGAAGCAUCCUCAGACGGCCCACAUAUUCCAGUACUCCAGGCUGAGCUGUGACCGCUCACUGAAAGAAGUCUCCCAGAAUGAGGUUAUCUCGCGCAAUGGCGAAUUUGCCGCAUGCGGAGGUCUCUACGGAAGCUGGGUCUACCCUGGCGGCGAUGCUGAGAGGAUCAAGGUCGUCGCCGACUUUUAUUCAGCUUGGGUCUUUCUGGAUGACCUCAUCGACAACAGCAUUGACAUGAAAUACACAUGCGAUGUGCUUGACGACAUCAAGGCCCGGGUGGCAGGUCCUCGCCAGGGCAACCAAGGCCUUGACCAUUUAUUCAGGCUCUGGAGUCAUGAGGGCUGGAACAGCGAACUUCUUCAGCUGUCAAAGGCUGAAAUAGAUCUCUGGCUCCACUGUACCCAGGCUCUUCGGAAGAUUGAAGUGGAACAAGAACCAGUCUCUGUGGAGGAAUACUUGACCUACAGGCAGACCAAUGCCGCUAUGGGUCUCAUGUUUCUCAUCGUGCCAUUCACGAGGCCAGAUCUUGCCGAUGACCUCCUUCGUCUGCGCAAAUGGUCACCAGAUACCCUGAAGAACAUUUUCAGCUACAGUGGCCGAAAUAUGGGCGUGAUUCUCGACCUAUACAAGCUCAAUGCGCACCAUGCCCAGAUCACCGAAUACAGCCACAUCGCUGCCAUUGUUCAGCAGAAUUCCGACACCCGCAUAGACUUCCAGCAGGCUGUUGACCGCUCAGCUGAGAUAUUUCACGAGUAUGAGGACAAGCUUGCCGUUGAGUUCGCCAAGGUGGCUACCUUGAGCCCCCGACUCGCCAAAGCGUUGGAGGAUGUUCACGCCGGUAGCAUUGCUUGGCUCAACCUCAUGCGCGGCCGCAGAUACGUCAAGAAGACCCAGUCGCGACGUCGAAGCUAUGGUGGAAAGAUCGCUGCGAUCAUCAUCUGUGGGCUCCUCCUGGCUACUAUUCUUAUCCUAUGGCUAUGGCCUUCUUUGUGGUCUCAUUAUGUCCCCAUUGGAGGCAGACAAAUCUUUGCAGACAUGUAAUCCAAUACACAGAACUGGGAAACCAAGGUGAAGGAGCUUUCAUUUUGCUUUCGUUUUAUUUCACGACAUAUUAUGACAUUGGGCGGCUAGCGUAACUGAAUUAGUUUUCUGAAGUCUGCAGUAAAUAUCACAUGUUUAUACCGA
Messenger RNA from Fusarium oxysporum Fo47, 1430 nucleotides. RefSeq lists its product as uncharacterized. The transcript has a single exon. Lineage: Eukaryota; Fungi; Ascomycota; Sordariomycetes; Hypocreales; Nectriaceae. The record is from RefSeq and is a predicted model, not a curated record. Bases 189 to 1286 code for a protein of 365 amino acids.